UAUGCCAUCGGCGGCGCUCCCUACCAGAUCACCGGCUGUGCUCUGGGCUUCUUCCUCCAGAUCUACCUGCUGGAUGUGGCACAGCUGGAUCCUUUCUAUGCCUCCAUCAUCCUGUUCGUGGGCCGAGCAUGGGAUGCCGUCACAGACCCCAUGGUGGGCUUCUUCAUCAGUAAGACCUCCUGGACGCGCUUUGGACGCCUCAUGCCCUGGAUCAUCUUCUCCACACCAUUUGCCGUGAUCUCCUACUUUCUGAUAUGGUUUGUGCCGGACGUCUCCAGCGGUCAAAUGAUGUGGUAUCUUCUCUUCUACUGCAUGUUCCAGACCCUUGUGACGUGCUUCCAUGUCCCCUACUCAGCGCUGACCAUGUUCAUCAGCCAGGAACAGAGCGAACGGGACUCUGCCACUGCCUAUCGUAUGACCGUGGAGGUUUUGGGCACAGUGCUGGGCACAGCCAUCCAGGGGCAGAUUGUGGGCAAGGUGGACACCCCAUGCAUCCACAGCGAAGAAAAGGCUGGGAUCAACUCCUCAGUGGCCAUGGAAGAGGUGAACACGACCCACGACACUGGCUCACUCACGGACACGAAGAACGCGUACAUGAUCGCAGCCGGCGUCAUUGGCGGGAUCUACAUCCUGUGUGCCGUGAUCCUAUCGCUGGGCGUGCGGGAGCAGCGAGCCUCUGAGCUUGAGUCGGAUGAGCCCGUCUCCUUCUUCCAGGGGCUGAAGCUGGUAAUGAACCACGGUGCCUACAUCAAGUUGAUUACUGGCUUCCUCUUCACCUCUCUGGCCUUCAUGCUGCUGGAAGGGAACUUUGCCCUGUUCUGCACGUACACCCUGGGCUUCCGCAACGACUUCCAGAACAUCCUCCUGGCCAUCAUGCUCUCGGCCACCUUGACCAUCCCUCUCUGGCAGUGGUUCCUCACGUGCUUUGGGAAGAAGACGGCCGUCUAUGUGGGGAUCUCGUCUGCCAUCCCCUUCCUCAUCCUGGUGGUCGUCAUAGAGAGCAACCUCAUCAUCACCUACCUUGCAGCCAUUGCAGCUGGGAUCAGCGUUGCUGCUGCUUUCCUCUUGCCCUGGUCCAUGCUGCCGGAUGUCAUCGAUGACUUCAAUCUCCAGCACCCUGACUCCCGUGGCCAUGAAGCAAUUUUCUUCUCCUUUUACGUCUUCUUCACCAAGUUUGCCUCCGGCGUGUCUCUGGGAGUCUCCACGCUCAGUUUAGACUUUGCAGGGUACCAAACCCGGGGCUGCUCCCAGCCUGAGGCGGUGCACACCACACUGAGGAUACUGGUAUCGGCAGCCCCAGUGGCCCUCAUCCUCCUGGGCCUGCUCCUCUUCAAGCUGUACCCCAUCGAUGAGAAGAAGCGGAGGGAGAACAAGAAAGCUCUGCAAGAGUUAAGCAGGGAGGAGAGCAACAGCAGCUCAGAGUCGGACUCCACAGAACUCGCCAACAUCGUGUGACCCCAGCUCCCCUCCGUGCACUGUUUCUGCAGCGGGCUCUCUCAGGGCUGGCCCCCCUCUGGGACUGGACUGAGCUGAUGCUGAUGUAGCACAUGUUACCCCAGCCUCGGGAAGUACCGGUGCCAUGCAGGGCUCUGCAGAGCACCUGCAGCCAACAGGAAGGAGGAUCUGCAGGGCGCUGAUCUUGUGCCUUAUGGGAGAUGCAUUGGUUGCCAAUAGAGUGCAUAACACAGGAUCUCCUCCAGACUCUACUAAUGCGCUUCCUAGCAAACAAGCAUUAAGCAAAAUCAAGAGGGUUCUGGCUUGUAACAUGCACUAGAGUUGUGCCUACUGCCUGUCUCGCAUUCAUGUACCAGGUCCCAUGAGCACGGAUGCGGGUACUCUUUCUCUCUGGAUCACUAUGGACGUGCUGCUUGGUGUAUGUUACACUGUCCACGGGAAGGUGCCAAAGGCAAACUCGCCCGUACUGUCUGUAAAUAUGACACUAAUUUAGGAAGAGCCAUUUUUUUAUAAAGAGCCUAAUUAAUUAACUUAAGGAUGUUGUAUAUAGAAGAAAAACUUGGUUUUGUUCCUAUUUGUAUAUGUCUGUAUAGAAACCAAAUGAGCUAUUAAUAUUAAUUUCCAUAAAAGGGGGGCAAUGUCACCUA
Molecule: messenger RNA, 2102 nt
Organism: Gavialis gangeticus (Gharial)
Lineage: Eukaryota; Metazoa; Chordata; Crocodylia; Gavialidae
Gene: MFSD2A
Product: major facilitator superfamily domain containing 2A
Exons: 14
Coding region: 151-1455 (434 amino acids)
Biological process (GO): carbohydrate transport
Cellular component (GO): membrane
Molecular function (GO): lysophospholipid:sodium symporter activity
Source: RefSeq, a predicted model, not a curated record